This is a messenger RNA of Abrus precatorius (Indian licorice), 1977 nucleotides long. Its product is annotated as bifunctional aspartate aminotransferase and glutamate/aspartate-prephenate aminotransferase-like. The transcript has 10 exons. The record is from RefSeq and is a predicted model, not a curated record. Bases 192 to 1631 code for a protein of 479 amino acids. Gene Ontology annotation, biological process: biosynthetic process. Gene Ontology annotation, molecular function: catalytic activity; pyridoxal phosphate binding. NCBI's taxonomy places the organism in Eukaryota, Viridiplantae, Streptophyta, Magnoliopsida, Fabales, Fabaceae.
UGAUUGAAUUGAACGUGAAGGUGAAGAGCCUUACCAACUCUCCCCUACCAAACCUCCUCCACCUACCAUGGUUCGAUCUCUUCACCUCACUCAGUUGCGCUGCCUUUGUUAAACAAUCCCAAGUUCACACCCACUUUCUCAUUCACUAACCUACCUUUCUCCCCUCUCUCUUUCUCCAAGUUCCAGUGUACAUGGCCAACGCGCUACAACACCACGCGGCCACGCGCCCAUUCCCUUGCUGUCACCAGUCGCUCCCCGCUUCUCGCCACGUUUCCUCAUCCCUCUCUUUUCGCUCAAGCCUUUCCACGCUCCCUCUCAAGUCAGUCCUUAUCUCUCAAUUUCACACUCUUCAUCAACAUAAAAGAAUCGUGGUGAAGGCAAAAUCUGAUUUUGAUGAAACGGGCGUUGACAUUUCUCUAAGCCCACGUGUCAAUGCCGUGAAGCCUUCCAAAACUGUGGCCAUAAGCGACCACGCCACCGCUCUCGUACAAGCUGGUGUGCCCGUUAUUCGUUUGGCAGCUGGAGAACCGGAUUUUGACACACCCUCUGUCAUAGCUGAGGCUGGGAUUAAUGCAAUUCGUGAGGGCUACACUAGGUACACUCCCAAUGCUGGAACGUUGGAGCUCCGCCAAGCGAUUUGUCAUAAGCUAAAGGAGGAGAAUGGGGUUACUUAUACUCCUGAUCAGAUUGUGGUUAGUAAUGGAGCCAAACAGAGUCUUGCUCAGGCUGUGCUUGCAGUUUGCUCCCCUGGUGAUGAGGUCAUUAUUCCAGCUCCAUUCUGGGUCAGUUACCCAGAAAUGGCAAGGUUGGCUGAUGCAACACCUGUGAUUCUUCCAACAUCGAUAUCUGAUAAUUUCCUUUUGGAUUCCAAACUCCUUGAAUCCAAAAUUACUGAAAAAUCGAGACUGCUGAUUCUUUGUUCUCCAUCUAACCCAACAGGAUCCGUCUACCCCAAGAAAUUACUUGAAGAGAUAGCCCAGAUUGUAGCAAAGCACCCAAGACUUCUGGUUCUUUCUGAUGAAAUUUAUGAACACAUAAUUUAUGCACCAGCAACUCACACAAGCUUUGCAUCUUUACCGGGAAUGUGGGAGAGAACUUUAACUGUGAAUGGAUUUUCUAAGGCCUUUGCAAUGACUGGUUGGCGGCUUGGGUAUCUUGCUGGUCCAAAACAUUUUGUUGCAGCAUGUGGAAAGAUCCAAAGUCAGUUCACUUCAGGGGCCAGUAGUAUAGCUCAGAAAGCUGCAGUUGCUGCAUUAGGAUUAGGGUAUGCUGGUGGGGAGGCUGUUUCUACCAUGGUGAAAGCAUUUAGGGAGCGAAGGGAUUUCUUGGUAAAGAGUUUUGGAGAAAUGGAUGGUGUUAAAAUAUCUGAACCCCAGGGAGCAUUUUAUCUAUUCAUUGACUUCAGCUCCUACUAUGGAAGAGAAGCUGAAGGAUUUGGAAAAAUUGAGGAUUCUGAGUCCCUGUGUAGAUAUCUUCUGGAUAAGGGCCAGGUAGCCCUGGUGCCAGGGAGUGCAUUUGGAGAUGAUACUUGCAUCCGCAUCUCUUAUGCAGAAUCCCUUACUACCCUACAGGCAGCAGUAGAAAGAAUUAAGAAAGCACUUAUCCCUCUAAGGUCUGCCGCGGUUGUUUGAUUAUGAUUUGUUGUUGUAUUGGGUGUAUUUUAAUGUUGGCAAUGUGUAAUAUGUCUAUUUUGAAAAAUAAUAGGCUUUGGCUAUUUUAUCCACAAAUAAAGUGAUACAACUCGCUUAUUAAUGAUUUUUAAUUAUAAUAACAAAAUCCCCCCUCCCUUAGUUACCAUAAGGUUCCCAGGAGAGGCAUGGGACGGUCGACACCAUUUGUCUUCUUAAUUUUGGUGAGUCAGGUCAAAAUCAUAAAUAGGUUUCACAACAUUUUAUGCAACAUUUUAGAUUGCCACUACCAAAAUAACAUUUUAACUAGCUGCUCGUAGAAAAUAUUGCUCCUGGAUUGAAAGCUACU